Closterium sp. NIES-65 is the source of this 1311-nucleotide messenger RNA. The record is from the annotation of a GenBank genome assembly. NCBI's taxonomy places the organism in Eukaryota, Viridiplantae, Streptophyta, Zygnematophyceae, Desmidiales, Closteriaceae.
AUGGAAUGGUCAUGGGAUGGGCAUGGGAUGGGCAUAGGAUGGGCAUGGGAUGGGCAUGGGAUGGGCAUGAGAUGGGCAUGGGAUGGGCAUGGGAUGGACAUGGGAUGGGCAUGGGAUGGGCAUGGGAUGGGCAUGGGAUGGGCAUGGGAUGGGCAUGGAAUGGACAUGGGAUGGGCAUGGGAUGGGCAUGGGAUGGGCAUGAGAUGGGCAUGGGAUGGGCAUGGGAUGGGCAUGGGAUGGGCAAGGGAUGGGCAUGGGAUGGGCAUGGGAUGGACAUGGGAUGGACAUGGGAUGGGCAUGGGAUGGGCAUGGGAUGGACAUGGGAUGGACAUGGGAUGGGCAUGGGAUGGGCAUGAGAUGGGCAUGGGAUGGGCAUGGGAUGGGCAUGGGAUGGGCAAGGGAUGGGCAUGGGAUGGGCAUGGGAUAGGCAUGGGAUGGGCAUGGGAUGGUCAUGGGAUGGGCAUGGGAUGGGCAUGGGAUGGGCAUGGGAUGGGCAUGAGAUGGGCAUGGGAUGGGCAUGGGAUGGACAUGGGAUGGGCAUGGGAUGGGAUGGGCAUGGGAUGGGCAUGGGAUAGGCAUGGGAUGGGCAUGGGAUGGGCAUGGGAUGGGCAUGGGAUGGGCAUGGGAUGGACAUGGGAUGGACAUGGGAUGGGCAAGGGAUGGGCAUGGGAUGGGCAUGGGAUAGGCAUGGGAUGGGCAUGGGAUGCAUGGGAUGGGCAUGGGAUGGGCAUGGGAUGGGCAUGGGAUGGGCAUGGGAUGGGCAUGGAAUGGUCAUGGGAUGGGCAUGGGAUGGGCAUAGGAUGGGCAUGGGAUGGGCAUGGGAUGGGCAUGAGAUGGGCAUGGGAUGGGCAUGGGAUGGACAUGGGAUGGGCAUGGGAUGGGCAUGGGAUGGGCAUGGGAUGGGCAUGGGAUGGGCAUGGGAUGGGCAUGGGAUGGGCUUGGGAUAGGCAUGGGAUGGGCAUGGGAUGGGCAUGGGAUGGGCAUGGAAUGGUCAUGGGAUGGGCAUGGGAUGGGCAUAGGAUGGGCAUGGGAUGGGCAUGGGAUGGGCAUGAGAUGGGCAUGGGAUGGGCAUGGGAUGGACAUGGGAUGGGCAUGGGAUGGGCAUGGGAUGGGCAUGGGAUGGGCAUGGGAUGGGCAUGGGAUGGGCAUGGGAUGGGCAUGGGAUGGGCAUGGGAUGGGCAUGGGAUGGGCAUGGGAUGGACAUGGGAUGGGCAUGGGAUGGGCAUGGGAUGGGCAUGGGAUGGCGCUGCAGCUUGUACUCUAUGGAGUCCACCGUCCAUGUCGCCUGCCUGCCCCCGUCCACAAUUUUAG